GAGAGUGCCAUGGAGUGUGGAUGCGUGUUGACUUCAAAACUGCCCGCCCGCCCGUGUCAGUCAAAGUCAAGAGGUACACACAAGACAGCAUCGCCUAUGAGAGUCCUCACUGGCUCAAACCAAUCAACCAAUCACUCACUCGAUGUCCCAUCGCCCAAGACACUCAUGCACACACACACACACAUACACACACAUACACGUGUCUUUCCUUCCCCUCCUCUCUCCUGGCCGGUGGGGGCAGCGCGCCGACAGAUAGUUGAUCGGGGAACUGAGUGUCUGACGGUGCUCACGGUGUCACCGAGCACCGGCCAUACCAUCAGCUCUCCAAUCUCAUGGCAGUGCGCCGCAUAAACCAUUGGGCAUCACUCACUCUACCUCCUCCGUCCUGGUGGGGACGAUCUGUACCCUCCCCCAACACGCCCCAGGUCCUGACACACACACACAGACAAGAGAGAGAGAGAGAGAGAGAGAGAGGGUGUGAGGGGAGUGGGUGGCUUGCGUGUGUGUGCAGGUACCAUCAGCUCGCUUGGUGGUGUCUGGUCGACGUCCUCCAUCACCUUGCACAAUUCGCGGGCCAUGCGAACCUGACAGACACACACACACACACACGGACAGGCAAGGAGAGAAGAAAGACUGUUUUGCUUGCGUGCAGAAGGUGUGUGUGGGGUGUGGUGUGGGGUGCGUGCCUUCUCGGGUGUGUAGUAGUCGUAGGCGAAGAGGCUGAAGGCGGUGCCUUUGGCACCUGCACACACACACACACACACACACAGGUGUCUCUGGCCAGCAUGACAUCCCUCUCUCUCUCUCUCUCUCUGUCUGUGGGGUGUGUGUGUGUGUGUGCGUGCAGCCAAUAGGACAGGCUGUCCUGACCGACCAGCUCUGCCGGUGCGUCCGAUUCUGUGGAUGUAGUCCUCUGCGUUCUUGGGCAUGUCAUAGUUGACCACAUAAUCGAUAUUCUUGAUGUCUGCAGACAGACAACCAGACGCUCAAUGCAUUCCAUUCCAUUCAGCGACUGACUCAUCCCCCCACUCAGUCACUUCACACACUCAUCGAUGCACUAGUUAGUUCCCUCCCUCACCGAGCCCCCGAGACGCCACGUCGGUUGCAAUAAGGAAAUUGCAGCGACCUGCAGUGCACCCGAUGGAAGGAGGAAGGAGGAAGUGUGUCGGCCGGCGCAUACCAUCCACUCACUCCACUGGUGAGUGGAGUGGGUGGGUACCUACCAGUUUUGAAAUCGUUCAGGAUGCGGUCGCGGUCUCGCUGCUCCUUGUCGCCAUGGAUGCUGCACCACACCAACACACAAACGUUGAUUGAGCGCAUGUCAUGGCAUGUGGGUCCUGUGGGUGCCUCCCUCCCUCCCUGCCUCUCCCUCUCCCUCCCCUCCCUGGCUCACGCGGCGGCGUCGUAUUGUUGGUAUCUCAGCUCGCGGCACAGCUGGUCGCAGCCCCGCUUGGUCUCGCAAAACACCAGCAUCUGCAUGGCCAUUGACACACACACACACACACACUUGGGUUAAUGCAGGAGCUCCUGAUCCCUCUCGCUUCCUCUUGGCUUGCACCUUCUCCUUUUGUGAAGCGUUCUCCUUGAUCCACUCAAAGAACCUGACAACACGACACACACACACACACAGACAGACAACGAGAGAGACGGGGAUGGGAAUCGGAUGCAGUGCGCUCACAGGCACACACACACACACACACACAGACAGACAUACCUGUUUCGCUUGUCGACCUCCGGGACCACUUCGAUGACCUGAGUGAUGUCCUUGUUGGCCUGCAGCUCGUGGCCACCCACCACGAUCUUCACGGGAUCCUCACGGCAGAAAUCACUGAGUGAGCACACGAACAAACCAAGACGUACCUACUGUGGGUGUCUGUCUGUGUCUGUGUCUGUGUGUGGGUACCCACCCACCCCGUAAACCCACCGUGCGAGCGCCUGCACGUCCUUGGGCCAUGUGGCACUCCACAUCAGGGUUUGCCUGCGGGAGAUGAGAGGGAGGGAGGGAGGGAGGCAACCAAGUCUGUCUGGUGGCUCUGUGAGUCUGUGUGUGUGUACCGAUCCGGCCGUAUCUGCGACACGAUUUUCCGAAUCUGAGGCUCGAAGCCCAUGUCCUGACCAUAGACAACACACCCACACAGAGACUCACUCACAGGCCCAUGCAUUUGCAAUGCGGCGCUCCUUCUGUAUGUGUAUGUUGAUUGAUGUGCCUUACGAGCAUUCUGUCUGCCUCAUCGAGCACGAGGUAGGUCACUCUCUUGAGGUUGGUCACGCCCUGCUCCAGGAAGUCGAGCAGACGGCCUGGGGUCGCAAUCACAAUCUCCACCUGAUAUAGGCAAGCCAGCCAUCAUUCCAUUUGUGUGUGAGUCGAGUUGAUGUGUCGUUGAGGGGGCGGGGGGAGGGGAGUGGCUUGGCGCUCACCCCUCUCCUCAGCUCGUUAGCUUGGCCGUACCGCGACACACCGCCGUAGACACACGAGCUCAUGAUCGAUGACGACUGACCUGCACAAUCCACAGCACAAGACGACACAACACAACACAACACAACUCAACUCACCGCAACACAACUCACCGCAAACAAAGACGUACCGAACUUGAGCGCCUCCUUCUGGAUCUGCACGGCCAGCUCUCGGGUCGGCGCCAGCACCAACACAACGGGCCCGUCGCCAGACUGAGGGAUGGAUGAGAUGACACGCAGUACCAGACGUCAUUCCGUCAUUCCAUUCCAGCAGGCAGGCAGAGCAGCAUGUGAUGUGUCUUCGGGCGUACUCUCAGUGGCGGCUGUGCGUUGAUGUGCAAGACGGCGGGGAAGAGAUACGCCAGCGUCUUGCCAGAGCCUGGUUCACCCCCCACACACACACUCAACGCAUGUGGUGCGCUCCGCUUCCAUCACACCGCACCCUACGCAAGCAAACGUGUAGGCACGUACCUGUCUGAGCAACGCCCACCAUAUCCCGGCCUGAUAGAGCCACGGGCCAACCCUGCAGACAGACAGACGCACAAACAGAGGCAUACGAGCACGUCACGUCACAUGCAGAUGAGAUGGCCCCGUCCGUCCGUGUGCUCGCGUGGCGUGGAAGAAGGCGUGUCGUGUCCGCACCCUACAUACCAUGGACUGAAUGGGCGACGGUUUGUCGAAGUUGGAUUUUUCCACCUCCUGCAUGAUGUAGUCUGCACGCCAGGAGCCACAUAACGCGCACCAACAUAUACGCCGUCCUUGCAAGUGUGUGUGUAUGUGAAGUGUGUGGCGUGUCGCAUCAUGUAGCAUCGCACCCGGCAGGCCGGCCUCGUCGAAGGAGUAGAUGGGCUUGGGGAUGGGCGGGUUGCCGCGAACCGAGAUCUCCAGCGACUGCAGGAACGACUUGACCUCCUCAUUCGAACGCUGAACAAACAAACAGACCAACGAACGAGCCACAAUAGAACCCAACUCACAAACAACGAUUCUCUCUCUCCGUCUCUCUGUCCAUGCUGCACUGACUGACCUGAGUGACACUGGGGUGCUCAACGUAGAAGUUCUUCUGGAAGGGGACGAUCUCCUCAUUGCCCCACUGUAUCUGCCGCAGGUUCACCCCCGCCAUGGCCAUCUUGUCGCGCGUCCCCACGCCCCUCUCCGCCCUCUCCACACCAGUGAACCCAAACCCGCCCCGACGCACCGGCUGCUGCGCCUCCUCAUAGCGCCGCCCCGAGUACUCCGUCGCAUAGGGGUCGGAGGUCGACGCAUACGGGUCGCUGCCGUUGGUCUGGCCAUAGGGGUGGCCAUCACCAUUUGUUCUGUCGGCAUAGCCAUUCGUCUGUGUCUGUCGGGAGGCGGCAGGGGUGAAUGGCGGAGGGGAGGGAGGGGAGAUGGGUUGCUGGUCCAGCUGUGUCUGUGUCUGCAUCGCGUCGGUCUCUGCAUACUGCUGAUAUUGCUGAUACUGCUGCUGUGCCGCUUGAGAGAAGGGCCGGGUGAUGAGCCUGCAGCAUGGCGCGGUGCCGCGAUGAGUGAGGGAGGGCAGCCCUCCUGACAUAAGGCGCCGAAGCAUCAUCAGUGGAAGAUCUGAUGAACACAGCGCCUCUUCGGGGUCAGAAGAGGCCGCAAACACCCGGGGAGAG
This is a messenger RNA of Vitrella brassicaformis, 4088 nucleotides long. The record is from the annotation of a GenBank genome assembly. NCBI's taxonomy places the organism in Eukaryota, Vitrellaceae.